AAUAAAAGCAUCAAAUCAAUGGCUGCGCCCCCACGCGAAACGUAGGAAAGCCUCAGUGGAGUCCUCCACUUGUUAACCCACGAACCUGGGAGGAGACAGUGAGAGAGGGGAGAGAGAUGGAGGGGAGAGCGAGGGGUUCUCUGCCGUUUGUGGGCAUGAUCAUAGUGAUUCUGGCUCAAGCGAGCAACAUGGUGGUGACGAAGAUGGCCAUGUCCGAUGGGAUCAACAAGUACACCAUGGUCUUUUACUGCAACGCCCUCUCCUCCUUCGUCCUCCUUCCUUUUCCCCUCAUCAUGUCUCGCAGGUCAGGGUCGUGUCCUCCCCUCACUUUCUCCGUGCUUCGCAAGAUCUUCUUGCUCGCUCUGGUUGGAUUCGGAGCACAGAUUAGCGAGUAUGUGGGCAUCGAUUACAGCUCCCCUGUUCUGGCCACGGCCAUGAUGAACCUCAUCCCAGCUUUCACUUUCAUUCUCGCCGUUAUUUUAAGGAUGGAGAAAGUGAAUUGGAAAAGCUCAAGCAGCCAAGCUAAGCUUGUGGGAACCAUUGCAUCAAUUGCUGGUGCAUCAGUAGUCACUCUUUACAACGGUCCACCGAUCCUCCACUCACCUUCACCUCCUUCUUAUGUCCAACCUCAUCACCUUCUUCUUCUUCUCUCGCGACAAUCGAAUUGGAUUCUUGGUGGGUUUCUCCUUGCGGCCGAGGCUUUCUUGGUAUCAUUAUGGUACAUUAUACUGGCAUUUAUCCUCAAAGAUUACCCCGUGGUGCUGAACAUAAUGUUCUAUAAAUGGCUCUUUGAGAUGAUUCUUGCCGGGCUAUUGUCCUUCAUUAUAGUGAGAGAACCACAGUCAUGGAUUUUAAAAGUCGACAUUGGUUUGAUUGCUAUUUUAUACUCGGCUCUGGUUUCUAGUGUCUUUAGACUCACCUUAUGCACAUGGUGCUUGAAGAGAACUGGACCUGUUUAUGUCUCCAUGUUCAAGCCUCUGGGAAUUGUAUUUGCUGUCGGAUUGGGGUUCAUAUUUCUUGGCGAAAUGUUACACCUUGGAAGCUUGAUUGGAGCGAUAGUGAUUGUGAUGGGAUUCUACGGGGUCGUGUGGGGGAAGUCUAAAGAGGAAGAGAAGACAAUGGAAGGCGGUGGGGUGGGUGGGAGCUUGGCAUCCUCCAGCCAUAAGAUGCCUUUGCUCCAGGACAAUGCUUCAAGUGUGUAGAUAUUCUUGGCAAAAAGACAAAAAGGUUUGUACAUAAUCACAGGCGAUGUUCCCUUUUGUCUUUUGCCGAAAUGAAUUCUAGUUGACUA
This is a messenger RNA of Syzygium oleosum, 1291 nucleotides long. RefSeq names its product WAT1-related protein At5g40240-like. Lineage: Eukaryota; Viridiplantae; Streptophyta; Magnoliopsida; Myrtales; Myrtaceae. Gene Ontology annotation, cellular component: plasma membrane. Gene Ontology annotation, molecular function: transmembrane transporter activity. The record is from RefSeq and is a predicted model, not a curated record. The transcript has 7 exons. Bases 117 to 1202 code for a protein of 361 amino acids.